Molecule: messenger RNA, 797 nt
Organism: Trematosphaeria pertusa
Lineage: Eukaryota; Fungi; Ascomycota; Dothideomycetes; Pleosporales; Trematosphaeriaceae
Exons: 2
Coding region: 18-683 (221 amino acids)
Source: RefSeq, a predicted model, not a curated record
CCGUAUAUCAUAUUCCCAUGCCACCGUCGCGCCUGCCCUUUCUGACCCCUCUGACUUCGCGCCGAGCCUCUGCCCCUUCCCCCCAGAUCCAACGCUCGCUGCCACACCACCACCCAUAUCAUCCUCACACCCGCUACGUGCUCUGGCCGCCGCCGUCCCUCGUUUGCAUUCUUCCAAAUCUGCCCUGGUCUCCACAUCUCGACGCCUCACGGACGUGUUUCGGCGCACUGGCCCUGGCCCUCCGCAUUCUCGCUCCCUGCUAUUGCAGACGUCUUAGAGCCCCGCUCCACCCUCCCAGGAACCCGCUGCUCCCGUCGACUGCUGGAAUUGCACUCCGUUGCUUUGGGGCAUUGCCUUCAUUCUGGAGCUAUCUCGUCUUACUCCUCGCUCGCCGUCAGGUGCCCGGAGCCAUUCACCACUCAGAGGCAACCGUGCAGCUGAGCUUACUACCGAGCUACCGAGCCAUCCAGCCUCCUACUGCGCCAUCCUGGGCCGCCCGACAGAGCCUCAACGCACAGAGCCCACAGCCGCCCGCUCGAUCCUGCCGCCUGUGUCUUUUUUUGCCAUCCUGGUCCUGUCAGGCACUGCGCGACGUCGUGCUCAACGGUGAGAUUAGCGGUCUUCCGAGGACGUGCUUCUGCACGUACUGGCCCAGUAGGCUACCAGGCUGGCGGGAGCCGUAAUCACUAAGAGUCAUCCCAACCUCCAGUGUCAUAGCUUCGUCCAUAGCUCCAUAGUUCCUUUUCCCUCCGCAAGGCAAAACCGCCCAGCCUCGUCCAUAUUGGCCAGCCCUGGGG